Lasiodiplodia theobromae is the source of this 1194-nucleotide messenger RNA. Its product is annotated as Heme steroid binding domain protein. Bases 1 to 1194 code for a protein of 397 amino acids. NCBI's taxonomy places the organism in Eukaryota, Fungi, Ascomycota, Dothideomycetes, Botryosphaeriales, Botryosphaeriaceae. The transcript has a single exon. Gene Ontology annotation, cellular component: membrane; endomembrane system. The record is from RefSeq and is a predicted model, not a curated record.
AUGGCAGAGGUACGCCAGCGGAAGGCCAAUGCCUCGUCCGACACCACCGCCAACGAGCCACCACCCGCAACUCCCGCCGCCGCCGCCACUUCCGACGACUCCAAGAAGAAGAAGAAAGCCAGAAGCGACAGCGACCCCCCACCACCCGCGGCCGGCUACGAUGUCGGCAUCCUCAACAUCGCGCUCGCGGUCGGCUCGAUCCUAACCCUGACCGCCGUCGCCAUCGGCGUGGCCAUCCACUUCCUCGACCCGUUCCAGCACCUCGAAGAGCUCUCCGCCUCCGUCGCCGCCUCCAACGCGAAGCCCGCCUCGUCCUCCUCAGACACCACCACUGCCGACAACAACAACAACCUCCGCACCUUCACCCCGUCCACCCUCUCCGCCUACACCGGCGCCGACCCCGACACCCCGAUCUACAUCUCCAUCAACGGCACCGUCUACGACGUCUCCGCCAGCCCCACCUUCUACGGGCCCUCAGGCCCUUACGGGCACUUCGCGGGGCGCGACGCGACGCGCGCCUGGGUGACAGAAUGCUUCGGCUCGACGGGCCUGACGGCGGCCGAGCUGGCCGACGAAGCCUUCGUUUCUUCACAACUCACGCACACGCUGGCCGGCGUGGCGGACGCCAUGUUCCGCCCGCUCUGGCUGGACGAGGCGCUGCAGGACGCGGCCGACGGCCGCCCCGUCAACGACGACGCCGCCGCGCUGUUCCCGGCCGCCAGCAUCCCCGCGGGCACGACGCUGCCGGACAAGCUGCGCAAGCAGGCGCAGGCGGCGCUGGCGCGGUUCGGGCGCGUGGAUGAUGACGAGAGGGAAAGGCGGCGCGAGGCCGAUGCCGUCGAGGCGGAGCAGGCCGUCGAGCGGGCGCUGGCGAAGUGGGUGGGGUUCUUCGCGAGCAGUGGGAAGUAUCAGGUUGUGGGGCGGAUGGUGUUUGAUGACGAGGCGGGCGAUGAUGGGUUGGAGGAGGAUGUGGAGCCGCCGGCGAUCUGCGAGAAGGCGAGGAAGAAGAGGCCGAUCAAGGGCGGGAAGUUGGAGGCUGUGAUGGGCAUGAUGCAGAAGCUGAUGGGUGGCGAUGCCGGGGCGAAUGCUCCCGCGGGUGCCGGCGCGGGUGCGAGUCAAGGGAAGGGGCAGAUGCCGGAGUUUGUCAAGCAGAUGCUAGAGAAGAGGGAGAAGGAAAAGAAGGCGAAGAAUUAG